UAGUAUAUUGGAAGCAGAAAAGUACCGAAUAACAUAGCUUACUUUGGAAUCAAGAGUAACUUUUCGAUACAACAAACAAUUUUGGACCAUAUGCUUUUAUAGCAACAAAAUUUAAAAACAAAAAUAAAGAGCUUUGACUAUUUGUUAUGAAAAGGUGCGCUACAGGCAUGGAGCGAUUAACAUACGAAACUGCUGUAAAAAAGGCGCAAUUAGUUGAGCGUAACCCUCAUCCGAAUGGUGUGAAUAUCUUGGAUCCAUUGCGCGUAUCCAUGCACAAUGAGGAAGACAUCAUAUCACUGGCAACACAAAUACAAAAUGCCGACAAACAGCUGAAAUCCGGAACAUGCCAGAAGUUAUGUGUGAUAUUAGACCAGAUAAAAAUGCUGCAAAGUCAGGCUAUGGAAAUACUAAAGGAAUCCGAGGAGAGCCAGUUGUUGCACAAUGCCGCAUGUAACUUCACAAAAAAGCCAGGUCAGAUUUAUCACCUUUAUCAGCGUCCAUCGGGUCAGAACUAUUUCAGUAUGCUUUCGCCGGAAGAAUGGAGCAGUGGCAUUGAUCAGAAGUACCUUGGUAGCUAUAGACUGGAAUUCGAUUUAUCAUGGACGCCAUUGAACAAAAUCAAAGAGCGUGAUGAGAAAAUGAAUUGGGCGGAAAAAUGUUUGGCGACAACCUCCUUAGCUGCUGGGCCUAUACCAAUGGCCAUCGACUUUGGAAGCGCUGAUAAUUGACUAACGGGUGUAAAUAUGUAAAAAAAAAGUUUGUGCUAAUAAAAUUUGUAAAUUUAG
Molecule: messenger RNA, 785 nt
Organism: Ceratitis capitata (Mediterranean fruit fly)
Lineage: Eukaryota; Metazoa; Arthropoda; Insecta; Diptera; Tephritidae
Exons: 4
Coding region: 147-728 (193 amino acids)
Source: RefSeq, a predicted model, not a curated record